AAGAAGAAGGAUGAGGAAGUGCCUGGUGCUGAGGAGGAAAAGGAAGAGGACCGGGGCGGACACAGAGGAGCUAGAGAUGUCAACACUGUCAACUGCCCCCCAGGAAAAGUUCUGCUCCAUUUGACAAUGCCAUGGGAAACUGCUGUGCUCAGUGCGUGGGUCUGUUCAGGCGGGAGGUCAGCAGGAUCCAGAGAGGAGGCGGGUCCAAAUACUUCAGAAGCAGUACAACAGGGGAACACUAUACUAUAGAGUUUGAAAAUCUGGUGGAGAGUGAUGAAGGAGAGGGAGAGAAUCCACAGCCAUGCCCGAGGCCGAUCAGUGACGAGGAAAUCAAACACCUUCGUGAACACCACUACACCGCUAUCUCAGACAAGCAGAUCCUGCUUGACCAGAAGCUCCAGGAGGAGUUAGAGGCACAAGAGGAGAAGUUAAGGCUAGAAGAAGAGGCUAGAAAUGCCGAACAGCGUGAAGCCGCCAGGUUGGCACGUGAGCGAAAAAUGAAGGAGUUGUCGAGUCAAAGGAUACGGGGGAAAGCAGACGGCUCUGGAGAUGAAGCUCUACAAAAAAAACAAACCUCUGGGGAAGAUUUCGACGUCUACCUUCAAAAUGUCAAAGCCCAGUCUGAAGCUUUUAGGAGUAGCAGACUCCCAUCUGACACUAAUGUAGUGACUCCAAACACGGAGUGCAGCUGGGAUUUCACCACCAAGACCCGGUCCACCAAUGAUGACGUGACCUCACUGGACCUGGAGUGGGAGGAUGAGGAAGGAAUCAAUCGGGCUUUUCCAGUCUGGGAGAGAUCUCGGACAGAAGAGGACAUCCUGCGUGCGGCGCUGCGCCCCGGUGGCAAACACGUGAACAGUGGGCCGACCUCGGCUUCUGAAGAUUCCAACGCCCUGGAAUGGGAGAAUGAUUUUGUGGCCCCGCACCUGGAAGACAGUGUCACCACUGAAUUCGAGGGGUUUGUCAAUCCCGUCCUGGACACUCCCUCUGAGGAGACCUCCGAUCGGAGCCUUUGGUUGGACAAACAGGAUAGAUAGUGUCCGGCACCAAAGGAGACAGUGUCCCUGUCCAUGUCAGAGCUCACCAGCUUCAUUUCCACAUUAAUGGAAAUGUCCACACUGGCCCUUUUUUUUUUUUAAUCUGAGACUGAUGCUGCAGUGUUGUGUGGUGGAUCUCUACACUGUAUUGACAUGUUUAUCAAAUCAUUUUUCAGUGCCUUCAUUUGCUAAGUUAUCUGACCAUGUUAUGCAGUGUUAGCAAUCAGCUAAAUAGCAUUUUCAUUACGUUUUUUUGUAGGGAUGUCCGAUAUUGUCUAAACACUUAAUUUCCGAUUCCGAUAACCACAGCCAGGUGGUUAAGGAAUGUAAGUGCCGCCUGCUCACUAAGGUGAUGGGUUAAAGCACAGUUAUUUUCUGCCAUGUCCCCCCUAGAGGACAGAAGUUUUAUUCACCUCUUCCCCCAGAAUUGGUACAAGCAUUCUCCAUACAACCCUGAUUUUUAGAAUAGAUUAAUAAAAUGAGCUGCAAUGCUGCCAUCUAGUGACAUUCACUGUAUGCAUACAGCUGUUUUUCCCCAAAACUAUUUUUAGGGCACAAAUCAUUUGGUGAAACCCAGAUGUUGCGUUAUCAGGAGAAACCAAUAAUGAUUCUGACACAUAAUUAUGCUAAUAUCGGUUGGCCCAUAUUAUCGGACAUCCCUAGUUUUGUGUAACCAGCACCUGGCGACCAUGUGAUCCAAUAAUCUGCAGUUCACCGAUUAUUAAAAACCUCAUUGUUUUUUCCACAUAGCACAACCUGGGGACCAAGUGUGAUUCCGAGGUCGGCCACUUGCUUAGCGAUACUGAUAAAAACUCCUCCUGUAUACUUCACUGUACAUUGCUGUGUGGGAAGGACAGCAGCGUAAGCACAGAAUAAUUAAAAUCUCAGCCCGAGCUGUGGGUCAACCCGGUCACAGCAGGUUUAUGAAACUGUUGCAUGAAGGCAGAAAAAUUAUAUUAUUUUGGUUUUUGAUCAAAAGUCUAUGGUUUUAUAUAUUUAAUCCCAGGAUUUCACUUAAUAAAUUUGUUGUUUU
Molecule: messenger RNA, 2070 nt
Organism: Cynoglossus semilaevis (tongue sole)
Lineage: Eukaryota; Metazoa; Chordata; Actinopteri; Pleuronectiformes; Cynoglossidae
Gene: ap1ar
Product: adaptor related protein complex 1 associated regulatory protein
Exons: 10
Coding region: 132-1037 (301 amino acids)
Biological process (GO): negative regulation of cell motility; regulation of Arp2/3 complex-mediated actin nucleation; negative regulation of substrate adhesion-dependent cell spreading
Cellular component (GO): endosome
Molecular function (GO): kinesin binding; AP-1 adaptor complex binding
Source: RefSeq, a predicted model, not a curated record